Ziziphus jujuba (common jujube) is the source of this 2077-nucleotide messenger RNA. RefSeq names its product glycosyltransferase BC10. The transcript has 2 exons. Gene Ontology annotation, cellular component: membrane. Gene Ontology annotation, molecular function: glycosyltransferase activity. NCBI's taxonomy places the organism in Eukaryota, Viridiplantae, Streptophyta, Magnoliopsida, Rosales, Rhamnaceae. The coding region runs from base 562 to 1758 and encodes 398 amino acids. The record is from RefSeq and is a predicted model, not a curated record.
GGUUUUAAUUUCAGAUCUCUUGGGGGUCCGUUUCGUCUUUACCUUCUCUCUUCCUCUCUUCUCUCUCUCUCUCUCUCUUCUCUUUCAAACGCUGAGUUCUGAUUCGUUUGGAUUUUCUUUGGUUUUUGUUUUCUGACAACUCCAUCAAUUUUUUUUUUUCUUAUGUUUUCUGUGUUUUUUUACUCCUUACGUCUUUAACUGCUAUCUGAUCCAACUCUUCAAAACUAUACUUUUUAUCUGUAUGAACCGAUCUCGUAUAUCUCGCUAUUUGAAUUUUGAAGGAAAAGUUUCCCCAGAAAAUUAAUUUUUUUUUUUUUUUUUUUUUGGUGGUGGGUGUAGCGUAGAAGAGAUCUUGAAGAGAGAUUGAGUUUGAAUAUUUAUCACGUGGGUUGUAUCAAAUUUCAUUACUUUUACAUAGAAUUCCCAGAAUCUGAAACUGGGUAUUUGAAUAUCCAUUCCCCCUUUGAGGUAAAUGGGUUCAUCUUUUGUGAUUGAGAGGCUAAGAAGACUGUUUGUUUAGUUGGGAAAAAAAAAAAAGAAAAAGGAAAAGAGAAGGUGGGGAUGAAAGCAAUGCCGAGAAGUAGGGGUGACAAAGAAGAAAGUGAAAAGCACAUAGGAUUGCUUAAACUGGUUCAGAUUCUUUCCUUUCUAGUUGUUUUUGUUGCUGGUGUGGUUAUAGGAUUAGCGACGAGUUCUCAUGUUAAUCAGCAUUUCAAUCCCCAAGCUGAAGUUUAUUCUUUCAUCAAUCAUUAUUCGACAAAUGCGCCGGUUGUGGAGGAAAAGAAUUGUACCAUCUUGAAAGAAUGUGAAAAAGCUGAGGAUUGCUUGAGCAUGAAGGUGUUUCUCAAGCCAAACAACCUGACUCAUAGUAUGUCCGAUGAUGAGCUUUUUUGGCGAGCUUCAAUGGUGCCAACCAAGGAAGAAUAUCCGUACAAAAGAGUGCCUAAAGUGGCUUUCAUGUUUUUGACAAGAGGUCCAUUGCCAAUGUUGCCAUUGUGGGAGAGGUUCUUUCGUGGCCAUGAGAAGCUUUUCUCAGUAUAUGUGCAUGCUCCUCCUGGGUAUAAACUCAAUGUAACUAAUACUUCUGCUUUCUACCAAAGGCAAAUCCCUAGUCAGCAUGUUUCAUGGGGAACAGUCGCUCUUUUUGAUGCAGAGAGGCGUCUUCUAGCUAAUGCCUUGCUCGACUUCUCAAAUGAGCGGUUUGUUCUUCUGUCUGAGAGCUGCAUCCCAGUCUAUAACUUCCCAACCAUAUACAAAUAUCUCAUUGGUUCUGAUCAGAGUUUUGUCGAGUCAUAUGAUGAUCCUUCUCGUUAUGGGCGUGGUCGUUACAGCCGCAAGAUGCUUCCUGAUAUUAAGCUCCACCAGUGGCGUAAAGGGUCUCAAUGGUUUGAACUGCAACGUGCUCUUGCUGUGUAUAUAGUCUCAGACACGAGAUAUUAUAGCCGUUUCAGGAAAUAUUGUUUGCCUGCUUGCUACCCAGAUGAGCAUUACUUACCAACUUACCUCAAUAUGUUCCACGGUUCACUAAAUUCAAACAGGACAGUGACUUGGGUCGACUGGUCGAUGGGAGGACCACACCCUGCAUUGUACGAAAAGGCUAAUAUCACUGAAGGUUUUAUACAGUCGAUAAGGAACAAUGGAACUCUCUGUCGAUACAACUCAGAGAUGACAUCCAUUUGCUAUCUGUUUGCUCGGAAGUUUGCCCCGAGCACACUGGAGCCUUUGCUCAACCUCGCCUCAUCAGUGAUGGAAUUUUGACUAGUUUGACACCUAGGACAUGGGGUUUGGCUACCGUUUUUCUUUCUUCUUCUUUCUUUCUUUUUCCAUGGAGUUCAAUAGAAUUUUUGGCUCAGCUAAGUUAUAUAGUUCAUUGGAAGCUUUGGGAGCUUUGUUUCAAUGAUUCUUGUUUGGGUACACAAAUGUACAGGUGGCUGUAGUUCUGAUAGAGAAAUUUUGUGGUUUCUGUCUCUCAGAGUAUAUGCAUAUUCUUGCACAGAUUUUUUAGGGGAUAUAAUUAGCGAGUCCUUCAAAGAAGGAUAGCAGGAAUAUAUAAUAUUAUGUUAUGAAAUUAAUAGUA